Limulus polyphemus (Atlantic horseshoe crab) is the source of this 3282-nucleotide messenger RNA. Its product is annotated as solute carrier organic anion transporter family member 5A1-like. Gene Ontology annotation, cellular component: membrane. Gene Ontology annotation, biological process: sodium-independent organic anion transport; transmembrane transport. Bases 237 to 2816 code for a protein of 859 amino acids. The record is from RefSeq and is a predicted model, not a curated record. Gene Ontology annotation, molecular function: protein binding. The transcript has 16 exons. Lineage: Eukaryota; Metazoa; Arthropoda; Merostomata; Xiphosura; Limulidae.
GUCAGUGCAGAACGUUGGUUUGGAGGAGAAGGAAAUUUGUUGUUACGAGUUUGUUAACAUUUCGAUGGUGGUUGUGUGACAGGUGUAAGGAAUGUUUUCGGUAUUGAGCAAGAAAUUGGAAACAUUUUCAAACAUGGAAAAUGAUAGAUGAAGACAUGGUUUUAUUGAAGUUUCUUCUUUGUGUGGUUUGACAUUCUGUUGCACUAAUCACUGUUGGUGGGUUUGUAUUUGCAAUAAUGGCAUCUAGCUGUUUUGAUUUAAGUGGUGGUGGAUCGGGAGUGAUCUUAUCAAAAGAGGAUGCCCUGCAAUUGUGGAGGGGCCAUAGACGGACCAAGAGUGCUGGUAGUAAUACCUCAAGAGACUUGUCUUUGUAUACUAGCAUGGGUUUAUAUAGUCACCAUGGUGAAGGAACCAUGCAUGUCACAGAAACAGCAGCCAGUGAGCUGUCCCACAUGACUGAUACUACUUGUAAUAGUGCCUACGAGUUUGUGAAAGUUACAGAUAAGGCUGAGAGGGAACACAGAGAAACAGAGGAACCACAUGAACGAGAGUGUGGCCUAUUAAAUAUCCGUCCAUUAUGUCUUCAGCGAUUUGCCAGGAUUCGCGUGUUUGUUUUUCUUGCUUGUAUUUUGGUCACCUUACAACAAGCAUUAUCCUCAGGCUAUUUCAACAGUGUAAUUACCACAAUAGAAAAGAGAUUUGACAUACCCAGCAGGAUUUCGGGGGCCAUAGCAAGUACUUUUGAAGUUGGGAAUUUAUUGACCAUUAUCUUUGUCAGCUACUUAGGCAGUCACAGACACAUCCCUGUCUGGAUCGGAAAAGGAAUCUUGGUGAUGGGCAUUGGGUCAGUUAUUUUCUCUCUACCAUAUUUCCUUGGUCAGUCCGAUUCAUUUUCUCGUGGUAAGUUUGGGAGGAACUCAUCUAGUAGCAUGGAUGAGAACACUUGCCAAGUGUCUUUACCAGUCCAGCCACACCAUCUUGGAACAAGCCAUUUUGCUAUACAACCACCGCCACCAGAUAUAAAUUCACCAUCGUGCAUUGAAGGCAGUUCUUCCAAUAUGCUUUACAUUUUGAUAUUCAUGCUUUCUCAAAUCCUGAUUGGCUGUGGGGGUACUCCCAUUUUUACUCUAGGGACCACAUACAUUGAUGAUCACGUAAGAAAAGAAAGUUCUUCCAUGUACAUUGGUUGUAUGUACAGUAUGGUGGCUUUUGGCCUUAUCUGUGGCUUUCUUCUUGGAGGAUACCUUCUAUCCAUUCAUGAGGAUGCAAUCCUUUAUGGCAGUUUACCUGAGGAUGUCACUUCCAGUACCUCUGAGUGGGUGGGAGCGUGGUGGGCAGGAUUCCUUCUGUUUGGCUUCCUAAUGAUGAUAGUAGCAAUUCCAUUUUUUGCUUUUCCUAAAACUUUAAAAAAAGAAAAAGAACGCCUGAUGCAUGAAAACUGUGAACAGUAUGAUUUUACUGGUACAAGUGGAACCCCCAUUCAGGAGGAGUGGCAUUUACCUGGAGAACAGGAACCAAAUACCCAAAUAUUACCUGAUGGAGAAAAUAAACAACAGAAAUAUGGCAAGGAUAUCAAAGAUAUUCCGGCAUCUAUAUGGAACCUUUUGUGCAAUCCUGUGUACGUUGUCACCUCUCUGGGUUCAUGUAUGGAACUGUCUAUCGUUAGUGGGUUUAUCAUAUUUCUUCCAAAGUAUCUAGAAACACAGUUUUCUCUUGGAAAGUCUCAAGCUAAUCUAUUCACAGGAGGGAUUGCUAUUCCCGGAGCUUGUAUCGGGAUCUUUCUUGGAGGAUACUUGUUGAAAAGAUUACAACUCAGGCCUAAAGGAGCAAUUCAGUUUGUUCUGUUCUUCAACAUACUGUGUAUGGGACUGUACACAAUUCUUUACUUCCUGGGCUGUGACAACAUUCAGAUGGCUGGGGCCACUCUUCCUUACUUUAACAGUACUGAGCUUAAGCCGUUCCAAGUCAACCUGACAGCCGACUGCAACCUAGGAUGCCGCUGCUCUCCGAAUGACAUACAACCUGUUUGUGGAAAGAAUGGUAUCACCUACUUUUCACCUUGUCAUGCCGGGUGUCGUGCUGAAGCUGGAUCUCGGCACCUUCUUGGUGGUAUGGUUAAGAAUUAUACGAGCUGUGCUUGUAUAAUCACUAACAAGACCAUUUCCCAGGAAGUUAUGGCUAUUCCUUUGGCUACAGCUGGACCUUGUCCACGGGUUUGCGAGAUAAUGAUUCCAUUUAUGAUACUGCUCUUUGUUAUGACUCUUGUUGUGUCCAUCACUCAGAUGCCCCUUCUGAUGGUCACUUUAAGGUCUGUGAAAGACGAAGAAAGGGCCUUUGCUCUAGGAAUGCAGUUUGUUAUUUUUCGGUUAUUUGGAUAUAUCCCUUCUCCCAUAUUGUUCGGUAACGUCAUCGACUCGACCUGCCUGGUGUGGAAGGCCCACUGUGGAAUACCUAGUGGUUUUUGUCUGAUAUAUGAUAUUGAACAGUUCCGAUUAAGAUAUAUUGCCAUUUGCUCUGGGUUAAAAGUAACAGCUGGUCUUCUCUUCUUCCUUGACUGGGUGUUGAUAUCAUGGCGACACAGGAAAGAAUUAACAGAAGGACCUACCAUGACUGUCGGUGAGAUUGUUUCCUCUAUCAUUUCCUUGGACCGACUUUCGGCUAUGGGUCGAGGCGAUCUUGCUAGAGACUGUGAUGAAGUACUGCCCCUAGAAGAACAUUCGGAAGAUACUUGUGUGGAAAACGACCUCCGAAGAAAUCACUUACACAGACGUGGACUAUCAGGACAUCAAGUUAGUUUUGUUGGUGUACCAGCUUAGUACAUGUUUUCAGCCUCGAUACUGUUUAUUUCUCUGUAGAAUAUAUAUAUAUAUGUCUGUUUUAUAUAGGUAGAUAUAUAUAUAGAAGUGUAAUAGGAAUAGUGUACAAUUUGUAAGUAAUAUUUAUGGUUCAGAUCUUAUAUGCAUAGAGACUUAAGCAGUGAUUGGAUAUGUUGUACUUAAAUGUUCUUAGUUGUGGGAAAAUCAAACAAUGUAAGAGAUCAAUACUUUUUUACUAUCACUUUUUUGUCUGGAAAUCACUGUAAGUUCCUUAUCAUUGGUUAUUUUUGUGUAAAAUAACUUCUCACUCUUUAUGUCGAAAGGAAAAAAAAAAUUUUGCUACUCUGAUGGUUUUACAUGUGACCGUGAUUUGGUAAGCUGUAACGGGACUAUUGUGAUAACCAAAAUUUGGAACAAGGUGUCAAAUGAAAUAAAAUCUGUAUUUACAAUAAAUUUCAGAAGUGAU